This is a messenger RNA of Desarmillaria tabescens, 1684 nucleotides long. Its product is annotated as cyclin-domain-containing protein. The transcript has 2 exons. Gene Ontology annotation, molecular function: cyclin-dependent protein serine/threonine kinase regulator activity; protein kinase binding. The coding region runs from base 116 to 1489 and encodes 457 amino acids. Gene Ontology annotation, biological process: regulation of cyclin-dependent protein serine/threonine kinase activity. Gene Ontology annotation, cellular component: cyclin-dependent protein kinase holoenzyme complex; nucleus. NCBI's taxonomy places the organism in Eukaryota, Fungi, Basidiomycota, Agaricomycetes, Agaricales, Physalacriaceae. The record is from RefSeq and is a predicted model, not a curated record.
UCGUUGUUUACUACCGUUCACUACGCGAUUUUCUUCUUUUUUUUCUGAAUUUGUUGCAGAUUUAUAUAUCUGCAUUUACCCGGCUAUUUCAGACGACACCCAACGAGAAAGGACCAUGCUCGCCUUGGUCCACCCUUUCAAUCCAUCGUCCGACGUGGCGCACCGAACCCCCUCCUCGUCGUCCCGCUCCCGCCCCUCGACUCACCGAAAAUCGUCGUCUUCAAACCACUCGUCCUCGUCGUCGACUUCAACGUCUUCUUCGACGUCAGCAUCGACGUCCAAACACUUGCCACCGUCGACCUCGACCUCCACACGCCAUGUACCACCACCACCACCGCUGCGUCGGCAAGCCUCACGACACCCUUCGCCGCCGCGUGCAGCACGACUUCCCUCGCCCCAGCCACCGGCACCGCCGCCCCAGCCGUCGCCACAGGCCCAGCCAUCGUCGUUCGACAUCCAUUCCUAUCCCUCCCCUGAGUUGCUCAGACUUCUCGCUUCGUUGCUCACACAGAUUGCUGCUACAAACGAUAACCUCGACCAUGCCUCAUCGUCUUCAGACCCUUUUCUUGGACAGUCACCAUCGCCAACAGCAGCCGUAGACCAUCUGCCGAUAUGGAACACGCUGACUUCUGCUUCACGGGCAGCACUCUCAACUCCUUCGUCGACUCUCACCUUCCAUGCACGAAAUAUCCCUACCAUUACCCUUGAAGCAUACCUUUUGCGCAUUCUCAAAUACUGUCCAACGACCAACGAAGUCUUUCUAUCUCUCCUGGUCUAUUUUGAUCGCAUGUCCAAACUGAGCGCAGAUGCCACCGGCCGCUCUUUCGUCAUUGAUUCAUACAACAUACACAGGCUAGUUAUCGCAGGUGUAACUGUAGCCAGCAAAUUCUUCAGUGAUGUAUUCUACACCAACUCCCGGUAUGCCAAGGUUGGAGGUCUGCCACUGGCUGAGCUCAACCAACUCGAGCUCCAAUUCCUUCUGCUAAAUGACUUUCGAUUGGUCAUCCCCGGCGAUGAAAUGCAACGUUACGCCGAGCAACUAAUCAUCUUUUCCUCCGAUUCUUCUCCGCCGUCAUCCUCUUCAUCCGCCUCAACCGCCGCUGUUCCGACACAUGCCAUGGGUGCCAUAGAUGCUUUUGGCGCCCGUGUUCACGAUCACCCACAAGCAGCUGCAUCAUAUCACCGACACGGGCCACCCGAAUCGGAGGAAGAACCCGAGACGGAGACAGAGACGGAGACGGAGACAGAAACUGAUGGAGGCUGGACGACUGAUGACGAACCUACAAUACGACCAGCGCAUUCGUCCGCAGGGUCGGAAGAUUCGCGGAGCAUUUGUAGUGCGCAAGAAGAUGAUGCAGGAGACAUCGAGAUGGACACAACGGUUGGUGAGAAGACGCCUGAACACAUUGCCAAGGGUGAGGACGGUGAGCGGACACCGGACCGGCAUUUUAGAAAAGUGCCUGCAGAUGAGAUAAUGGCGAGCCCGUAGAAAACUUCCGCCUUUCACCUUUGUCGUUUGUCGUUCUUGUAAGUUUCUUAUAGAAUUCGUACUGUGCCAUCAAAUAAUGGAAGUAUACCCACAUGCGCAUGAAAAUUCGAGCUGACACUUUUAGUGGUAUAAUAUUGUACUUAUGAUGCUAAAUAGCUAUAGGGUAUCGCUUCUAAAUGUAAACUUUUCGGUAUG